This is a messenger RNA of Durio zibethinus, 1333 nucleotides long. Lineage: Eukaryota; Viridiplantae; Streptophyta; Magnoliopsida; Malvales; Malvaceae. The record is from RefSeq and is a predicted model, not a curated record.
GAAGUUAUUCGGGGUUCUUUCUGAUGAUGACUCACGUCUGAUGUGAGAUCUGCAUAUAUAGAUGGAGGCAAGGAACAUUCCAACAAAGUGAAUGGCAGAGCCAAGUUUGCGUUUUCCUUCAUCUAGUUAAUCAAGUAAAGAAUUCCCUUAAUAUAAGACGAGGAUCAGCGAAAUAUAUUCUUGCUUCUUCACCAUAGAAAAGACCGGGACCGGGUUCCUAGCUUCAUUGUCAAAGGAGCUCCCACAGUCCCAAUAUCAGCUGUCCCUCCAAGGUAUGUAAUUCUCACUUUGUUUUAUUGUCAUUUUUAAGCAUUAUAAAUCUGUAAUGCACUUUAUAAUAUGUAAUGUUAUAGUAAAAAACAAGGGUUUGAAUUACAUUUAAACAAAAUUUUUUAUUUGUAAUCUAAUAUUGAUGUACAGUCCCAAAAUGCGAAGGCUUAUCCAAGGACUAAGAUCAUGCCAGGAAACAGUCAAGCUGUCGAUUCUAAAAAAUUCACGAGGCAGAGUCUCCAUUGAAGGGAAAAACAUGCUCUCACGUUUUGGUUGUGUCACUUCCUCUCAUCCCAUAGAAAUGCAAGAGAAGGGAUUAGACAACAUGACUGUUGCAGAUGUACUAAUGACAAAGGGAGAAGAAAAUGUUGGGUCUUGGCUUUGGUGCCGCAUCAAUGACAAUGUCGAUGAUGCCAUGAAAAAUAUGGCAGAACAUAACAUUGGGUCAUUGGUGGUGUUAAAACCAGGAGAGCAACUACAUAUUGCUGGAAUCAUCACAGAAAGAGACUACCUGAGGAAGAUCAUUGGGCAAGGAAGAUCACCUAAAUUCACGAGAGUAGGGGAAAUCAUGACCGAGGAGAGCAAGUUAAUUACAGUGAAAUCUGAUACAAGCAUUCUUCAAGCAAUGCAACUUAUGACAGACAAUCACAUUCGGCAUGUUCCGGUCAUAGAUGGGAGAAUAGUAGGCAUGGUUUCUAUUGUAGACGUUGUCCGAGCAGUGGUGGAACAACAGAAGGGAGAAUUAAAGAGAUUGAACGAGUUCAUUAAAGGAGACUACUACUAGAAUUCUACAAAAGUUUGGCUGACAGAAUUCAAACGAGAACAAUGGCUUCAAAAGGUUCCUAGAAACCAACUUCAUGUUACUUAUGCUCACAUCUUGGAACUGGGAAAUGACUUUUUUUCUCUUUCUUUAAAUAAAUAAAAAGGAAAAACACGAGAUGAAUGAAAAACGGUAUAGCUGCCAACCCCAGGAUGGCACAAAUACCUCUUCCUGUGUGGAUCAAUAAAGACAGAAAAUUGCAAAUAGAAAAGUCUAGAAAAGACACACCUAUAUUGGUGUGAG